GCACGUUCCCCUGCCCCCCCUCAUCAAUAUAUAAAACCAAUCCUCUUAUUUCUCUCCAUCUCUCUCAAACAAAAGAAAGAAGAAAACAAUGGACUUGUACGGUUCCUUUUCCACCCCUUCAGAUUGCUUACACAUCGAUGAUUUUCUAGAUUUCUCCAACAUCACCACCACCACCACCGACACCCACCACCACUUUCCUCCGCCGCAAAACUCUCCAUCAAUCUCCCACGAUCCCAAUUUCUUCCUCAAUUUCCCUUCCGUUCCGAGCGACGAAGCAGUGGAGCUGGAGUGGCUCUCCCAGUUCGUGAACGACGAGGCGACGUCGUUUCACAACAUCCCACCACCCGCAUCCAUUGGAUCCCACACGACGCCGUUUCUUUCCAACAAUAACAGGAACGAUAAUAAUAACGAAUAUCCCAAAUCAUCAUCAUCUUCACCGGUGUUGGCGGGAAAAUCGAGAGCAAGAAGGGAAGGGUCGGUGACCGGCGACGGCGUGCGGCGCUGCAGCCACUGUGCGACGGAUAAGACCCCGCAGUGGCGCACGGGACCGUUGGGGCCGAAGACGCUCUGCAACGCGUGCGGCGUGCGGUUCAAGUCGGGUCGGCUCGUACCCGAAUACCGACCCGCCGCGAGCCCUACGUUCGUGAUGACUCAGCACUCGAACUCGCACCGCAAGGUUAUGGAGCUCCGUCGCCAGAAGGAGCUGCUCCGCCACCAGCAGCAAGAACAAUGCUACCGUCACACUCACCACGACUUCAAAGUCUGCUGACGUGUCUCUUGUCUGUCCUUACUUUUUUCUUUUUUUCUUCUUUUGAAUAAAUAAUCAAAUUCGACCAGUGAUGCACUAAUAAAUUGAUCUUUAAAAAUAAAGAAUUUAAAUGUAAUAAGUAUAAUGAAUUUAUCUUUGAAUUUUAUAUU
Messenger RNA from Glycine soja, 918 nucleotides. RefSeq names its product GATA transcription factor 2-like. NCBI's taxonomy places the organism in Eukaryota, Viridiplantae, Streptophyta, Magnoliopsida, Fabales, Fabaceae. The transcript is spliced from 2 exons. The coding region runs from base 89 to 769 and encodes 226 amino acids. The record is from RefSeq and is a predicted model, not a curated record. Gene Ontology annotation, molecular function: sequence-specific DNA binding; zinc ion binding. Gene Ontology annotation, biological process: regulation of DNA-templated transcription.